Molecule: messenger RNA, 2870 nt
Organism: Diceros bicornis minor
Lineage: Eukaryota; Metazoa; Chordata; Mammalia; Perissodactyla; Rhinocerotidae
Gene: GRPR
Product: gastrin releasing peptide receptor
Exons: 3
Coding region: 476-1630 (384 amino acids)
Biological process (GO): G protein-coupled receptor signaling pathway
Cellular component (GO): membrane
Molecular function (GO): G protein-coupled peptide receptor activity
Source: RefSeq, a predicted model, not a curated record
UGAAGCCAGUGACGCACAAAGCAUCCUGCCUAUAGGAUUUGAGGCUUUCUCAGUGCAGUGUUUUUCUACCCACUUUAAACCUUCAGGUUCUAAGUAUCAGGAAAGACAGGAAAUGCCGUGUGAAAAUAGCAGGCCAAAAGUUCUUAGGUAACUGCAGCCAGGGAGACUCAGACUAGAAUGGAGCUAGGAAGAGAUGAUACAGAGUGGGUUUAAUUCUAAGCCCUUUUUGGCUGAGUUUUUGUUGUUAACUUAUUGAAUUUAGAGAUGUAUUGCAUUGGUCAUGUGAGGGCCGGGGCAGCACCAGCAUCAAAACAGUGACACUUUUGAAUGCAUAGUAUAUAUGUACGCAGAGCAUUUUUAUUACAGAAGAUAAAGAGCCCAGCAUAGGUUGUAUUCUCAUCUUCACCCAGUUGCAAAAUCAAACGUUAAGAAACAGCAUCUAAGGGCGCUUUUUAGGUGGGAAAGAAUCUGGAGGAUGGCUCUAAAUGAUUGCUUGCUUCUGAACUUGGAAGUGGACCAUCUCGUGCACUGCAACGUCUCCAAUCACAGUGCGGAUCUCCCCAUGAACGACGACUGGUUCCACCCGGGGAUCCUCUAUGUCAUCCCUGCAAUUUAUGGGGUCAUCAUUCUGAUAGGCCUCAUUGGCAACAUCACCCUGAUCAAGAUCUUCUGUACCGUGAAGUCCAUGCGAAACGUGCCGAACCUGUUCAUCUCCAGUCUGGCUUUGGGAGACCUGCUCCUCCUGGUAACAUGCGCUCCCGUGGAUGCCAGCAGGUACCUGGCCGACAGAUGGCUGUUUGGCAGGAUCGGCUGCAAACUGAUCCCCUUUAUACAGCUAACCUCCGUGGGGGUGUCUGUCUUCACACUCACGGCUCUCUCAGCAGACAGGUACAAAGCCAUUGUCCGGCCAAUGGAUAUCCAGGCCUCUCAUGCCCUGAUGAAGAUCUGCCUCAAAGCAGCAUUGAUCUGGGUCAUCUCCAUGCUUCUGGCCAUCCCAGAGGCUGUGUUUUCUGAUCUACAUCCCUUCCACGAGGAAAGCACCAACCAGACCUUCAUUAGCUGUGCCCCGUACCCACACUCUAAUGAGCUGCAUCCCAAAAUCCACUCCAUGGCUUCCUUCCUGGUCUUCUACAUCAUCCCACUGUCCAUCAUCUCUGUCUACUACUACUUCAUUGCCAAAAAUCUGAUCCAGAGUGCUUACAAUCUACCUGUGGAAGGGAAUAUACACAUCAAGAAGCAGAUCGAAUCUCGGAAGCGCCUUGCCAAGACAGUGCUGGUGUUCGUGGGCCUCUUUGCCUUCUGCUGGCUCCCCAACCAUGUCAUCUACCUGUACCGCUCCUACCACUACUCCGAGGUGGACACCUCCCUACUCCACUUCGUCACCAGCAUCUGUGCCCGCCUCUUGGCCUUCACCAACUCCUGUGUGAACCCUUUUGCCCUCUACCUGCUGAGCAAGAGUUUCAGGAAACAGUUUAACACCCAGCUCCUCUGUUGCCGGCCUGGCCUGAUGAGCCGGUCUCAUAGCACUGGCAGAAGUACCACCUGCAUGACUUCUUUCAAGAGUACCAACCCCUCUGUGGCCACCUUCAGCCUCAUCAACGGAAACAUCUGUCACGAGGGGUAUGUCUAGACUGACCCUUGGCCCUGUCCCCCUAGGGACCCCUGGUUUUGCUUUAUGGCUGGUAAGGAACCCUCACAUGUGUUGUCUCUGUACCCUCCACAGACCCUUUGGAAGGCUCGUGAGUGGUGUAGGUGGGUUGGGGAGAGGCCCAAAUGGAUCACUGUUAUGUUUGAAAGGCCCAUGAAGGCUUAUGUUUUCCAUUUCAACUCAUGAAUUUUUCUUCUGAUGUAGAGCAAACUUUCCCUUUUUUAGAAAAGGAAACAAAUAGGAAAUUAUUAUUUUAAGCAUCAAGCUCUGAUAUACAGGUGUGGUCAAUUAAGUCCUAGAAACUACAGUCUUGUAUCAUUUAACGAUGGGGAUACAUUCUGAGAAAUGUGUCAUUAGGUGAUCUCAUCAUGUGAACAUCAUAGUGUACUUACACAAGCCUAGAUGGUAUAGCCUGCUACAUACCUAGGCUAUAUGAUACUAACCUUAUGGGACCACCCUCGUUGAUGCAGUCUAUCGUUGACCAAAACAUCAUUAUGUGGCACAUGGCUGCAUACGAACAACCAGAUUUACAUAGCAGAAAAAUUAUAUAUAGAAUGUCCAGUUUGUGAAAGACUUCACCUUGUCAUUUCUUUAAGGAGAAGCUAGCGCUUUAAAAAUAUUAUUUGAGUCAUCUUUCAGGAAUAUUUAUAAUCACAAACGAAGGAACUUUUUUUUACACUUGUAACAUGAAAAGUCAACCCUACGAAAGAAUCUCAUGUAUAAGGGACAGUCACCAAAUUCAUAACACUGGAAGCCAGUUUAAAACAAAUCCCUGAGGGUUGAUUAUUUUUAAAAGACAUUGCUGAGGAUAUAGAAGAAACACUCGACACAUCAUUUUAAGGCAAAAACACAACCAGACACACUGACACGUAUAAAGAUCCAUGUGUGGCUAUGGAGUGCUAUCUCCCGCUCUGAAUUCUAACUCAAUGGAGGUCCUUUUGGCUGUUAUCCAAUUUUAAUCAUCCAUGGUGCAGUUCCACCAUAAAAGAGAAAUCCUUUGGGGGGAAAACUGAUCAUGCUAUCAAUUCAUCAAACAUUUAUAAGUGCAUAAAGUAUAGUAUUUAUUUUUGGUAUACAGGUAUUCAGCCAAAUAUAUUUCCUUAUAUUUGGCUGUCCUUGUCUGCUACAUUGAAGCAGUAGUUUCAUACAAGAAAAAAGGCAUCAUAUCUGAGUGGAAAUAGAAACAUGUUUACAUUUAACAUGCUUCACCUAAAGUUUGUGG